AUGAUGAUGAUGGAGGGGGAGGAUGAUGUUGUUGUUUGUAAAGAUCCGUUGCAAAUUAUCAAAGGCAAACGUAGCAAACGUCCAAGGCCACCGUCACCUCCUCUACCUUUGCAGGUGGCUUCAACCACCACCACAACCACGACAUCUACUGGAGGUGACGGCGGAGUUGUUUCUGCAACAACAUCUGUUGAGUUAGCAGAAGGGUAUAGUACCGAGCGAGAACAAGAAGUUGAAGAAGAUAUGGCAAAUAUGGCAAAUUGUUUACUUCUUUUGUCUCAAGGUCAAACAAGAAAACCACCAUCGGAUCCGCCUUCUUCGGCGGCGGUGAUGUUUGUUCACCAAUGCAAGACAUGUAACCGGUGUUUCCCUUCAUUUCAGGUGCUUGGUGGUCAUAGAGCAAGCCACAAAAAGCCCAAGGUUAACGAUCAUCAUGAGGAUAAUCAUAAAGAGUUGAUGUUUGGGAAAGACGAUGACUAUUACGAUGAACUAAACUACAUGAGCACGACACUUUCACUUCAAAUAACGAGCAAGGCUUCUGUUUCAAGCAACAAAUCUAGGGUUCACGAGUGUUCCAUAUGUGGGGCUGAGUUCUCCUCGGGACAAGCUCUUGGAGGUCAUAUGAGAAGGCACAAGACAUUAAGUAAUAAUGUUCCGACGACGACAAACUUGAACGCUGUCGGUACAACAGAACUGCCCGACAAACCAAGAAGUGUUCUGCAAUUGGAUCUUAAUCUUCCAGCACCGGAAGAUGAUCCUCACAAGGAACCUAAACUGCUUUCGUUUUCUUCCAAGGGGAAACUACUGCUUUUUUCGUCAUCUUCUUUGGUUGAUUGUCAUUACUAG
Hibiscus syriacus is the source of this 843-nucleotide messenger RNA. RefSeq names its product zinc finger protein ZAT5-like. The coding region runs from base 1 to 843 and encodes 280 amino acids. The transcript has a single exon. The record is from RefSeq and is a predicted model, not a curated record. NCBI's taxonomy places the organism in Eukaryota, Viridiplantae, Streptophyta, Magnoliopsida, Malvales, Malvaceae.